This is a messenger RNA of Onthophagus taurus, 1177 nucleotides long. Its product is annotated as isocitrate dehydrogenase [NAD] subunit gamma, mitochondrial-like. The record is from RefSeq and is a predicted model, not a curated record. NCBI's taxonomy places the organism in Eukaryota, Metazoa, Arthropoda, Insecta, Coleoptera, Scarabaeidae. Gene Ontology annotation, cellular component: mitochondrion. Gene Ontology annotation, biological process: isocitrate metabolic process; tricarboxylic acid cycle.
AAUGUUAAGAUCCUCAAAAAUCAUUUAUUCAAACUCACAUUUCAAAAAAAAAAUUAAUUUUACACCAUUAUCAUCACAACGUAAUUAUCAUAAUCAUCAACCACCUUUAGGUAACGAAGAAAUCCCUCAUAAACCUUACGGUGGUCGUCACAUUGUAACAAUGCUCCCCGGUGGAGGAAUCGGCCCCGAAUUAAUGAAUUACGUCGAAGACGUCGUUAAAUUUGUAAACGCCCCGAUUGAUUUCGAAAAAUGUGAAAUUAAAGACGGCCCCACUUUAGACGAGGAUCUAAGAAACGCUAUCAUAUCGAUUAAAAGAAACGGAGUUGGAAUUAAAGGAACGAUCGAGCCGAAUUUGAAUUCUUUAAAUUUUAAAAAUUCCAACGUCGAAAUCAGGAAUAAAUUAGAUUUGUUCGUUAAUUUAACGGUUUGCAAAUCUUAUCCGGGUAUCACGGCGAAAUACAAAAAUGUUGAUGUCGUUGUUGUUCGACAAAACACCGAGGGAGAAUACGCAAUGUUGGAGCAUGAAUGUAGAAAGGGUGUUAUUGAGAGUUUAAAAAUAAUUACGCAAAAGAAUACGAUGCGAGUUGCUAAAUUUGCGUUUGAUUUUGCAACGAGAUUUCGUAGAAGAAAAAUUACCGUUGUACAUAAAGCGAAUAUUAUGAAACUUUCCGAUGGGUUAUUUUUAAAAACAGUUAAAGAAGUUAGCAAAAGCUACCCUCACAUAAAAUGUAACGAUAUCAUCGUUGAUGCUACAACUAUGAAAAUAGUUUCGAAUCCCUACGAUUUCGAUAUGCUAAUAAUGCCAAAUUUAUAUGGAACUAUAAUAAAUAACGUUAUUUGUGGCAUAACGGGCGGUGCAGGUUUAACUUCCGGUUCAAAUUAUGGCUCGAAAUAUGCCAUUUUUGAACCAGCUUGUAGAACACUAGGAAAAACUUUGCAAAACAAAAACAUAGCAAAUCCAGUUGCUAUGUUAAACGCCACGGUCAGUUUAUUGUACCAUUUAAAACGCGAUAUUUACGCGAGAAUUAUCUCCGAAGCAAUUUAUAAGACAAUUUGUAUAGAUAAUCAAAGAACGAUGGAUAUUGGAGGUGAUUUGCAUACAAGUGAUAUGAUAGAUUAUUUAAAAGAAAAUAUUAGCUUGUUGUAUUGCGAAAAAUAUGCUGGAUAUCAAAAAUAA